Populus nigra (black poplar) is the source of this 1266-nucleotide messenger RNA. Its product is annotated as calmodulin-like protein 3. The transcript has a single exon. The record is from RefSeq and is a predicted model, not a curated record. Gene Ontology annotation, molecular function: calcium ion binding. The coding region runs from base 123 to 764 and encodes 213 amino acids. NCBI's taxonomy places the organism in Eukaryota, Viridiplantae, Streptophyta, Magnoliopsida, Malpighiales, Salicaceae.
CAAUUUUUGCUCUGAUUUCCUUUAUAUAAGGACUCGAAUUUAGUCUCGUGUAUAUCUUGUCAGGCAGUAAAACCAAGGCAAAGCAUCUCCCACCAAACAUUUUCUCUACACUUUUGCUUUCAAUGCGAGCUAUCUUGCUUAGGAUUUUCCUUCUUUACAAUCUUCUGAACUCUUUCCUCCUCUCCUUGGUCCCCAAGAAACUUAGGUUUCUCCUCCCCACUUCUUGGUACCACCAUCCCCUCCAAGCCAUUACCAACACCAAGAAACCCUCUUCUUUGUUGCCAUCAUCGUCUAAUUUUGUUUUGAAAAGAAUGGACCAAGCUGAGUUGAAGAGAGUUUUUCAGAUGUUUGAUAGGAAUGGAGAUGGGAGGAUCACGCAGAAGGAGUUGAAUGAUUCCUUAGAGAAUAUUGGUAUCUUUAUCCCUGAUAAAGAGCUGACUCAAAUGAUUGAAAAGAUUGAUGUCAAUGGUGAUGGUUGUGUGGAUAUUGAUGAGUUUGGUGAAUUGUAUCAGUCACUCAUGGAUGAGAAAGAUGAGGAGGAGGACAUGAGGGAGGCUUUUAAUGUUUUUGAUCAAAAUGGUGAUGGUUUUAUUACUGUUGAUGAGUUGAGGUCUGUUUUAGCCUCACUUGGUCUUAAACAAGGGAGGACUUUUGAGGAUUGUAAGAGGAUGAUAAUGAAGGUGGAUGUUGAUGGUGAUGGAAUGGUGGAUUACAGGGAGUUUAAGAAGAUGAUGAAGGGUGGUGGUUUUAGUGCUGUGGGUUAAUCAUAUGCUCGAAGUCCACUAAUCUUUAUUAUGAAGUGUAAAUAUUCUGGACAUCAAGAAACAGCGGGGAUCAUCACACAGGAUCAGCUUUGCCAAGUGUUUAUGCUUGCCAUUGGUUGAAUCAAUUGUACAGGCGUACCGUGUUGAUCCAGUUAUUCCAUGGUUACAGUCAGUCGAUCGUUGACACGUGUCAGCGGCGGGCAAAGCAAAAUCACCGGAGUGACUGGUUAUCAACUCGGGGGUAGGAGGUUGCCUGAUGGGGGGGUUUGGAACUCUAGAGUGGGUAAUUUGUAUUGGGCAUUAAGUUCUUCAAUUUUUUCCGAUUGGUUUGCUGGGGGGGCUUCCUUUGUUUCUUCGUAUCAUUGUUUUAUGUUGUGUUAUUUUUGUAGCUCACUGCUAUUUGACUGUUGCAAACUAGAAUUUUCAUGUAGAGUUUCUCCAAAAAAAACUUAUAUUUUCUCUUCUGAUAAUCAAUGAGCUUUGCAGCACAUCUUCAACUUGA